Molecule: messenger RNA, 824 nt
Organism: Exaiptasia diaphana
Lineage: Eukaryota; Metazoa; Cnidaria; Anthozoa; Actiniaria; Aiptasiidae
Product: venom prothrombin activator oscutarin-C non-catalytic subunit
Exons: 4
Coding region: 45-824 (259 amino acids)
Source: RefSeq, a predicted model, not a curated record
AAGAAACUGAAAAAAGUCGACAUUGUGUCCAGUUUUCGUGCACAAUGACAGGUAUUGUUGUGUUUGCGCUUAUGAUUAUGGCUGUGACAGCAGGAAAUCAACAAAGCAACAGCAAAGAAAAGCGAAGUGAUCUUACGAAGGACAUCCUCAGCGAAGCAAGUUGUCGUUAUCUCAAAACCCACGGGUAUUUGGACAAGGACGCGAACUGGAGAAAACUAUGUCUCAAAACGAACAACCAGUGCAAAGAUGUCUUCUCGAGUAYUACCUGCUGUAUUGCWAAAGCAAGAAACGAGUGCAUUAAUAACUCUACAGUAAGCAACGUGUAUUGCAAGUUCACCUGCAACAAGUGUUCAAUCUCGCCUUGUAUUAAAAGUGAUGCACUUGGUAUGGAAAGUAAAGCCAUCCCUGAUAACAGAAUCUCUGCCUCGUCAUACUCAUGGAACUCGUAUGCACCACAGCAUGCAAGAUUAAAUCACAGGUCGGGUGGAGGUUGGGCACCAAACCAAAUUAACGGCAGAGAAUGGCUGCAAGUUCACCUCAGGGGUACCCACUGGGUCACAGGAAUAGCAACUCAAGGCUCUGCUAUGAAAUACCAAUGGAUGACAAGCUACAUAAUUCAAUAUGGCAUGGAUGGUUUAAACUUUACCCCUUAUCAGUCCGGAAAAGUGUUGACGGGAAAUAACGAUACAAAGACAGUGGUAAAGCAUGAUUUAAAUCCUCCAAUUGCUGCAGAAUACAUACGGGUCAUUCCUAAAGGUAUUAAAGGCUGGGCGGUGGUCCGAAUGGAGCUGUAUGGAUGCAAAAAAGAACGAAUACAAGAAUGA